GUGGAUGACGAGUCGAGUCACUCAAGUGUGUCUUCGGUUCACCUCACACUUGGGCUUCUCAGGGAGGAGGGGCUGGAGCCGUGGCCCACCGUCAGCACCAUGAUCCUCAGGCUGCUCCUGGCUCUCAAUUUCUUCCCCUCCAUUCAAGUAGCAGAAAACAAGAUUUUGGUGAAGCAGUCGCCCAUGCUUGUGGUAAACGACAAUGAGGUCAAUCUCAGCUGCAAGUACACGUACAACCUCUUCUCAAAGGAGUUCCGGGCAUCCCUUUAUAAGGGAGCAGAUAGCGCUGUGGAGGUCUGUGCUGUGAAUGGAAACCACUCCCAUCCACUUCAGUCAACAAAUAAGGAAUUCAACUGCACCGUGAAAGUAGGCAAUGAAACAGUGACUUUCUACCUCCAGGAUCUGUAUGUCAACCAAACAGAUAUUUAUUUCUGCAAACUUGAGGUUCUUUAUCCUCCUCCUUACAUAGACAAUGAGAAGAGUAAUGGCACCAUUAUCCAUGUGAAAGAGAAACAUCUUUGUCCAUCUCCCCAGUCUCCUGAGUCUUCUAAGCCAUUUUGGGCCUUGGUGGUGGUAAACGGAGUGCUAGUUUUCUAUAGCUUGCUAGUAACAGUGGCUCUUUCUAACUGCUGGAUGAAGAGUAAGAGAAACAGGAUGCAUCAGAGCGACUACAUGAACAUGACCCCCCGCAGGCCAGGGCCCACCCGAAGGCACUACCAGCCCUAUGCGCCAACACGAGACUUUGCGGCCUACCGCUCCUGACACGGACGCCUAUCCAGAUGCAAGCCGGCUGGCCCCUCUUCACCUGCUCAACACCACUGCUCUGGAUAGGAAAGGCCUGCCUUGUCUUCAGCCAGCCACCGUGGCCUCCUGUUAGGCCACUGAUGCCAAAUUUUCUUGAAUGGCUAAACCGAAGAACGUCAUUUUGAGACUCUGAGAUGAAGUGAAGGAAGACUACUGUGGCAGUCUCUAUCUCCUAGUGCCACAGUCCAAAUUCAAACUCACCGUGUAUUUAUUGACUGGAUUGAGAGGUUAGGGUAGAAAACCAAAAGUGAGUGCAUUCUGUUAAGCCUUGAAAUCUGCCUCCAGUUCCACUCCUUUCUAACUCACCCACACGUUGUGGUCAAGCGAAGUGUGAUAUUGAAAGACAUUUUAGAUGGAGAAGAAGUUAGGAAAUCACUCCCUUUGAAAAAAUGGGGAUUUAAGGUGGGGAUAGGUUAGAAAUGGGGAGGGAGUGGUGAGACGUAAACAUUUUUAAAACCAUUAAAACACUGUCUCUCACUCAUGAAAUGAGCCACUUAGUUCCUAUUUAAUGCUGUUUUAGUUUGUAAAGAUGUAGAUACUCUUUUUGAAUUCUGGUCCUAUUUGGUCAUUUUGACCAAGAGAUUUUCUUCAGAGUCAUGGGAGGCAAACCAACUUGCUUUCCUUACUCCCUAUGAUGGGAACUCAAUGUAGUCUUCACAAUAUGAUUUUGAAAGAAUAAAGUAGUCCUCCCACACCAAGGAAGAAUGUGUCAGGAAAUAAGGUCGCUUUAGGUCAAAAAUUAUUUGAAUAUGAUGAAGGGCUAUUUAUUCAGCCGCUCAUUUCAGUCCAAUCAUACAGGGGCCUCUUCUGUUUCAUGUAUUUUAGAUCUGCACAGUUGGUUUCUUUAUUGUUUGCAUGAAAUCUAAGGUGGGAUGCAGAGGGCGUGUCCAGAGAGAGAAGUAAAGAUAUUGUGAAAGAAGGAUGUUAGCGUCCAUUAGAACAGGAGGGAUGAGUCCUGAGAAACCUCUGAAGGAGGGAGAACAGAAGGGAAUGACACAAUUCUUGCCAUGUGCUGAAGGGAUGGCCAGCAUUUGGUGGGAGUUUUCCAGAAACAACACGCAGAAAGAGCCAUGAUGAGAGCUCCUUUCUGGGAUUUUUUGGCUUUAGGGCUCAGAGCUCCAGAAAUCUGUGGUUCGGCUGCCUGUUUACCCUGGAGAUCCUUCAACAUGGAAAAAUAUUUGAUGCUUUUGAGAUAGCAUCAAAGUUCUCAAGACACUCUGCAAGGCCAGACCCUGGACACACUAUGGAUAUUUUUCUGGUUCCAGUUUGGGUCAACUGGAGUAUGUCUGGGGACCUUGAAGAACAGCUUUACUGUUGCCGUUAUAAUUUGUUCAGUGCUUUGAUUCAUUCAGAUGUUGGAGAAGUCCAGGUUUUAGAGGCAGGUAGACCUGGUUCACGGAGAAGGCAGUGGCUACCCACUCCAGUAUUCUUGCCUGGAAAAUCCCAUGGAUGGAGGAGCCUGGCAGUCCAUGGGGUCACACAGAGUUGGACACGACUGAAGCGACUUAGCAGCAGCAGCAGACCUGGUUCAAGUUCUAUUGCUAGUUGGCCUCAGGAGAGUCCCUGCCUUUCUAAAACUCUGAUUCCCCAACUAUAAAAUGAAGAUAAUGAUCAAAAAAGUUUGUUUUUAUACUAUCAUUUCCAUGAGGGCAUGUCCCAAGUUUGUCUUUUUUUUUCCUGCUUGUCCCUGACACGUAGUACCAUGCCUGACAUAUGUUAGCUAUUAUUAUUAUUGUCGUGUAGAUAACCUAUGUAUAAAAAUUAAGCCGGGCAAUGACCUGAGAAAGAAGAGACUGUUAUAACACAAAUUUAAACCCACUACCCAGGGAUGAGGUGCUACAAAAUUUGAGAGCCUCUAAACUCCCUCGCAUUCCCUCUUUCAAAAUACUUUAGCUUGUAAUAAAAAUGUACAGCGUUCUGCCUCCCACUUUUAUGUAUAUAAA
Molecule: messenger RNA, 2747 nt
Organism: Capra hircus (goat)
Lineage: Eukaryota; Metazoa; Chordata; Mammalia; Artiodactyla; Bovidae
Gene: CD28
Product: CD28 molecule
Exons: 4
Coding region: 100-762 (220 amino acids)
Biological process (GO): positive regulation of T cell proliferation; T cell receptor signaling pathway; T cell activation
Cellular component (GO): external side of plasma membrane; membrane
Source: RefSeq, a predicted model, not a curated record